Molecule: messenger RNA, 3825 nt
Organism: Stylonychia lemnae
Lineage: Eukaryota; Ciliophora; Spirotrichea; Sporadotrichida; Oxytrichidae
Source: the annotation of a GenBank genome assembly
AUGAAAUAAAAUGCAAGUGCUUUGAAAGCACAAUCCACUUUAUCAGUUGCAGGAUAGAAUCAGCAACAAAAUUCUCAUUCACGAAAACCAUCAUCUUAGUAGACUGUAAUAUCACAGCAAAUACAAACGCAUUAAGACCACAGUAGUCAAACUAAAUUACCACCAAGAGAAAUUAUCAACUUUGACAUUGAAACCACUAUCAGAGAAAUAUCAUGCAAGGUAAUGUCUGAAUAUAUAGACAGAGCCAAACGCAACGAGGACAGAUUUAUAGAAAUGAAGGAUCAAAAUGUGAUGAUCAUAAAACGGUUCAAUGAGCUAGACUUCAUAAUGCAUAAGACUCUCUAAAGGUCUGGAAACAUUAGUGAUCUUUAGCAGGAUAUGCUUGAGUUGAAGUAGCUGUUUUCAGUAUAAGAAGCUAGAGUUUAGUAGAGCCAUUCAGAGAUGAGGACAGCUCUACAGGUUAAUAAUGAGAGGCUUACAAUUGCUGAGGAGCAGAUAUUUCAAUAUGAAAAGAGAUUCCAGAGAUUUUAGGAAUACACAGAGGAGGUUAUUAACAGAAACUCUAAACUUAAAAAUGACAUAGAGGAGAGACUUAAUGAUCAAAAGAGGACUUUGAUGAAUUAGCAAAAUCAAAUGGAAUUCAAGCUAAUGAGGCAACAAGAAUCUUUUUCAUAGAUCAAUGGAUCGUUGCAGUCGCAUUUAGAGGAACUCAAGAGGCACGAGGCAAUCAUUGAGAUAUUCAAGAGAAAUAUCAAGGAGCUUUAUGACAGUGAAAUGAGUUUGCUAGACAAAAAGCUAGAUGUUGAUUAAUUCGCUUAAAGCUUUGACAUAUUUAAAAAGGACCUUUAAUUCUUAAGAGUAUAAAUAGAUGAUAACACGAUGACUCUAAAGCAGACUGACAAUUAUGUUGAGAAAUAUCUGCCAAUAAAGGUCUAAAACUUUAUUACAGAAACUCUAACAAAUAUACUUCCAAAGAAAGCCCUGCAGAAGCUUAAUGAUUUUAUACAUCAUAAGUAUAGAUUACUAAGAGAUGUGGUUGAAAACGAUAAUGGUACACCUGAACUUAAUAAAAUUGAAUACUCUAUUCCGAUGAUAAGGAAAAUAGAGUUGAUGAUACAAAAAAAUGCUGGAGGAAUAAUGUCUCAUAAUUUCAUGCAUUAAAACAGCAAGGCAGAGUCUCAUUAUGAUAAUCAUAAAAGUGUUGAAAGCUUUUUUGACGACAGUGAGAAAAACAGCAAAAAGGGUUAUGGCCAUCAUUUUAGAAGAGAUGGGACAAUUGAAAUGAUCAAUGAGGAGGGAAGUAAAACAUCCUAAGUUAAUGGAGCGAAAAGCAUUUCAGGAUUAAGUGGUAUUCAUGAAUUCAACAAAGACAAUAGCAGUGAGAAUAAUACAAUGUAAGGCAUGGAAAACAUUGCAGUAAAAAAGAAAAGCUAUAUGAUAUACUAUCCAGAGUUGACUGAGGAUCAACACAUGGGAGUUAUAAAUAUCAGACUAGACCCCAAAACAAACUUUGUUCCUGUGAUGACUGGCAGUCGAGAGCAGAAUACUUAAGAGGAGUUUUAUGAAAGUGAUUUGUCGCCUGGAAGGGGAUUGGAAGGUAAUUUUAAAAGUCUUUAGAUGCCCUUACCAAAUGUGAUUCCUUCAAGUCCAUAGCAAUAAAUGAAGCUUACUUCUGAAAAUCUUAAGAAUCUUUCGUCAAUUAAGCAGACUUUGCAAGUUACCAAUAUACAUGCCUUUUAGUAAUUAAACAGAUCUAGUAGUGGCCCAAAAUCCUCAUGUUCAAGAAGACUAACUGAGCAAAAGAGACCUGGAACACUAUUAAUAAAGCAACCAUCACUAAUGCGCUCUGUAACUCGCAAGAUUUCACCCAAGAAAACUGUCAAAAUCAUGAAAAUCGAGAUUGAGGAGAAUGCUAACAAUGGGUCUUCUCUAAGCCCAUUGAAGCGAACUAAAGAUAAGAAUAAUUUAAGAAGCAAUUUAAUCCGCGUAGAUGACGGUGGAAAGACUAAAGAUAAAAAAUAAGUAAUGAUCAAAAGAGAGUCUAGUAAUUUGUAUUAGCAGAACCAGAGUAACAUAAAUGAAGAUGAUGAAGAUGCCUUUGACGAUGAUGAUUAUGAAAGAAAUAAGCUUAGUGUUAGCUCAUCCAGUACUGAUAGAAAACUGAUAAAGUUAACUCACCUGGAUAAGACUCUUAAGGAUAUGAUAAUAGAGUCAUUUGAAGCAGCCAAGUAGUUCAAAGAAAUUGGGGCCAAGGGACUUGAAAGACUGGAAUAAGCUGAAUCAAAGAUGAAAGAUGCAAUCGAUGACAAUGUUGAUGAGCUUUAGAAUUUGGUGUCUAAAGAAAUAGCUAAAAUUUAGAUAACCUCCUCCAAUAUUUAGAAGGAUGCUGAAGAUGAACUCAAGCGAAGAAUAAGAGAUAAAACUGACUUUGAUCUUAAAAUUAAAAUAAUGCAAGACCAACUUGACAAAGCCAAAUAGUCUUUCAAGCUAAUAAAGAAUUUCACUGAAUCAAUAGCCUAGCUCACGUAAAACCUUGCUGAGUCUAUUAAAAUUAUCUUGAAAUUGGGAGAGUAAGACGAGGAGGAUAGAAAAUCUAUCUCUCUAAUUGGCUAUAAAUCUUAGUCAGAUCAAGAAAAGCAUGCUCAUAACUAGCAGUAAUAGACAACCCAAGCUCAGUUAUCACCAAACCAGCAUCUUAAUCACUAGGACAAGGUAGCAGUUACUCUAGACAAAUAAUGCCUAAGUUGCUCUGGACAGGCCUCUAUAGUAAUAAAUGCAUUUAAAAUGGCAUGUCUAAGCUACUCCCCCUAGCCAGUAACUUAUAACAGCAUUACAUGCUCAAGAGAAAGUCUAUAUAGAAAUACACUACAACUAGUAAAUGAUGCCUCAGCUAGAUUCUUAGAAUGGAGAAGGCUGUAAAGUGAAAACAAAUUGUAAGCUGCAACAGUAGAAUUUGCAUCAAUUAAUGAUAUGCAAAAGAUGAAUUCUAAUAAUACACAAGCAACACUCACAACAUAUGAUGAAUUCCUAUCUGGCUAAGAUAGAACUAUGACUAAGAAUCCUAGUGAGAAGUUCUAAAGCAUCAACAUCAACAACUUUGACAUCAAAGCUAAUGUUGUUAAUCUAGAUUGCAUCGCAAAAAAGCAUACUAAUCUUAGAGCCAAAACUACCUCAAGAGCUGGAGCUAGAAACAUCCAAAUGUCUGCUUUUUCAAGCUACUAGAGAGAAGCACCUCAGAAUUAGAUCAAACCGACAGGAUUAGUUCCAACUGAUAGACCUUAAACAACAGCAUUUAUUUCAGAUCAUAGUCAAAUUAGAGCAAACACUUUUAGAGGUAUUCCAGCUUUAGGAACUAGCUUAUCAUUGAAGUCAAAUGCAACUAAUAGUACAAUAGGAAAUCCCUAUCUUACUGCUAGAGCCUCUACUCUAUUAUACAAUGAAGACAGCAAUGAAAAUUCAUAAUCAAACGUCAUGAACUAAGUUAUUUAGCAUAGAUUCUAGACAGGAGGUAGUAAAACUCCCAGGAAUUUCGCCUAUCCAAUGAUAAGUCAAAUGAAUAUACUGUAAAGAGCAGAUGAAAGUAAAGAUAAGUUGUAAUUAUAGGAAGUACUUAAUGCACAGAAGUACUCUAAGAAGCCUAUCCCUAUAAUAAAGAUUCCUUAGACUGCAAGACAACCUAAUAAUACCAAUCUGAUAAAGUGCGAGGAUGGUCAUGAUAGCAAAUAAGGUGAAUAGCAGCAAAUCAUUAAAUUUGUGCAACCACUUUAAGUUCAGGAAAAGAGCGAGAAAUCAGAGAAAAAAUCAAUUCUCAAAAAGCUAAAAUGA